AUGAAGGGGAAGAAGAGGCUUAUGAGUGAGCCAGAGAUUGUGGAGGUACACUCCACCCCACGCAAACAUGGAAGACCCCGCAAGAUUACUGCUACACCUACCCCAUCAAAAGGGAAAAAGAGAACAAUCAAUGAGGUCGCUGCAUCUGAUUCAGAGGCAUCUUUCAUUGCAAGCCCCAUACAUGACAGUCCAAAGAAACCUAGGGUAGCCCCUUCUAUGACUAAGAAUCCUCCUGCCACUCCUUCCAAAAACACUCCAGCUAAGGCCAAGGUGGCUAACAAGACAAAGACUUCUCCCACCAAGGCCAAGACAACUCCAGCUGCGAGUAACAAGGCGACCUCUCCUAGUAAAGUGGCUUCCACUAAAAAGAGUGAAGUCACUGCUUCUAACAAUGAUAAUGAACUGGAAUCUGUAGUCAGUGACAAUGACCCAAGCAAAUCCGGUCAUGAUUCUCCAACACCAACAGGAAAAAAGUCGUCAAGUGAUCUUCGACACUUCUGUGUAUGUUUUGAAGUUAUUCAGUGCCCAUGUUCAAUUUUAAUCAGGUUGAAGACAAAAGCGAGCAUUGAAAAGUCGAAGAAAAAGAAAACUGCUCCAGAUGUCUUUGACAAGGAUGAGGUCAUGUCCGAUGGUGACAAGACAGAUGGCGGUGAAAAGACUGUUUAUUUAGAAGACAUUGAUUGUGAUCCUUCCCCUAGGCAAUUAUUUCUAUUCUUUUACUUGAACUUACCCAAGUUAUCUGAAGUUGUCUAA
This is a messenger RNA of Laccaria bicolor S238N-H82, 753 nucleotides long. RefSeq lists its product as uncharacterized. The record is from RefSeq and is a predicted model, not a curated record. The coding region runs from base 1 to 753 and encodes 250 amino acids. The transcript has 8 exons. NCBI's taxonomy places the organism in Eukaryota, Fungi, Basidiomycota, Agaricomycetes, Agaricales, Hydnangiaceae.